AACCUUAUUUUAACUCAAAGAAUCAACACAACACAACCUUCUAUCUAAUACAAAAAGAAAAUGAGUUUCUUUGGAAAACAAAACAUUCUAUUCCUCAAAGGAUUCAUGAUCUUGUUUCUUAGUUGUAUAGCCACAAGGUUUAACUUUUGUCUUUCCAACAACCCGUUUUCAUUAAAAACACUUCCACUAGAAGGACAUUUGAGUUUUGAUGAAACUAGCCUUAACAAAGCAUCAAAAGAUUUUGGCAAUAGAUACCAAUAUCAUCCAAUGGCAGUGAUGUACCCAAAAUCAGUUUCUGAUAUUGCAACAACAAUAAAACAUAUAUGGCAUAUGGGACAUAGCUCUCAUCUCACUGUUGCAGCAAGAGGACAUGGACAUUCACUUCAAGGACAAUCACAAACUCAUGGAGGAAUUGUGAUCAAAAUGGAAUCACUCAAAGUACCUGAAAUGCAAAUCCAUGUUGGGAAUUCUUCUCCAUAUGUGGAUGUCUCUGGUGGUGAAUUGUGGAUAAACAUCUUGCAUGAGACUUUGAAAUAUGGGUUGGCACCAAGAUCAUGGACAGAUUAUUUGCAUCUAACAGUUGGUGGUACUCUGUCCAAUGCUGGUGUUAGUGGACAAGCAUUUAAGCAUGGUCCUCAGAUCAGUAAUGUUCAGCAGCUUGAGAUUGUUACAGGAACAGGGGAGGUUGUAAACUGUUCUGAGAAGCAAAAUGAAGAGCUCUUCCAGAGUGUUCUUGGAGGACUUGGUCAGUUUGGCAUUAUAACUCGUGCAAGAAUUCUUCUUGAACCAGCACCUUCCAUGGUGAAAUGGAUUAGAGUACUAUACUCAGAUUUCACAGAAUUCACUAGAGACCAAGAGAGAUUAAUAUCUGAAGAAAAUGCAUUUGAUUACAUUGAAGGAUUUGUUAUAAUAAACAGAACUGGUCUGUUAAAUAACUGGAGAUCAUCCUUCAACCCACAAGAUCCAGUCCAAGCUAGUCAUUUCAAGUCAGAUGGAAAAACUCUCUUCUGCCUAGAAUUAGCCAAAUACUUCAACUUUCAACAAAUUAAUAUAGUAAAUCAGGAUGUUGAGAGACAUUUGUCACGUUUAAACUAUAUCCGAUCAACCCUUUUUCAAACAGAAGUCACAUAUGUAGAAUUCUUAGACAGAGUGCAUGUAUCUGAGGUCAAAUUGCGUUCAAAAGGGUUGUGGGAUGUUCCACAUCCAUGGCUCAAUCUUUUUAUACCAAAAAGCAAAAUACACAGUUUUGCACAAUUUGUCUUUGGGAAUAUCCUUACACAAACAAGCAAUGGCCCUGUCCUUAUCUAUCCAGUGAAAAAAUCAAAGUGGGACAAUAGAACUUCAGUUGUUAUUCCAGAUGAAGAUAUUUUCUACUUAGUUGCAUUUCUUACCUCUGCAGUUCCUUCUUCAAAUGGAACUGAUGGCUUAGAACACAUACUAAGUCAGAACAAAAGAAUUUUAGAGUAUUGUCAAAGAGAAAAUCUUGGAGUAAAGCAAUAUUUGCCCCACCACAAUACACAAGAGGAAUGGAGGGACCAUUUUGGUACUAAGUGGGAGAUUUUUAGUCAAAGAAAAUUUGUGUAUGACCCAUUUGCAAUACUUGCUCCUGGCCAAAGAAUAUUUCAAAAAACAAUAACCACCUCAUGACUUUAGACAGCCUCACUCUUAAAAUGAGAAUAUCUCUUAUGGCACAUGUGACACAUAAAAAUGUUACAUGCUUAGACAUGUUUGAAUAUAGGACCAUACAAAUUGAUAGUGUACAGAAAAAAAUGGAGAAAAAGAGAUUUAUAAAAAUAUUAAUGGUUAGAUAUGUAUGUCUUUCAAGUAAAUUAGGAAUGUUAGACUUUCUACAAUUAAUAUUAAAUGAAUAUUCGUUAAAUCUAAGUUGUGGUUUAUUCUUGUUGAAUAAACAUUUAUUUGUUGA
This is a messenger RNA of Medicago truncatula (barrel medic), 1924 nucleotides long. Its product is annotated as cytokinin dehydrogenase 6. Bases 61 to 1647 code for a protein of 528 amino acids. The transcript is spliced from 5 exons. Gene Ontology annotation, biological process: cytokinin metabolic process. The record is from RefSeq and is a predicted model, not a curated record. Lineage: Eukaryota; Viridiplantae; Streptophyta; Magnoliopsida; Fabales; Fabaceae. Gene Ontology annotation, molecular function: FAD binding; cytokinin dehydrogenase activity.